Molecule: messenger RNA, 418 nt
Organism: Anopheles cruzii
Lineage: Eukaryota; Metazoa; Arthropoda; Insecta; Diptera; Culicidae
Exons: 3
Coding region: 86-418 (110 amino acids)
Source: RefSeq, a predicted model, not a curated record
GAAACUCAAGAUCGCCGAUUGCGAAUUUUAUGUGAUAGAAUUCAUCUGCCGGAGUUUUCCUCGUCUCCAACACUUAGAAGUAGAAAUGGGAUUUGUGCCAGAAAUGGAUGAUUAUGAACGAUGUGCAAAAUUAGUAGACUUGGGGAAACAUGAAUUACGGAGAAAUUGUGGCUUUCAUUACAGUCAGCACAGCAACGUUCGGUGCUUGACAAUGCUCGGUUGUUCGCUAACGGAUGCUGACCUUAACGAGAUACCGGAAAUGUUCCCGUCGCUUAAAAGAUUGACCAUCGCCAGGGGUCUAAGUUUGGACCCGGUGUCGGACUCUGCUUUCGAAAGAAUGCACAAAUUGAUGCCGUCGUGCAGAAUCGACUAUCAUGGCGAACGUUUCUAUCCAGUUGACGAUAGUGCUUCGAAUUGA